Schizophyllum commune H4-8 is the source of this 946-nucleotide messenger RNA. Its product is annotated as NAD(P)-binding protein. The record is from RefSeq and is a predicted model, not a curated record. Gene Ontology annotation, molecular function: oxidoreductase activity, acting on the CH-OH group of donors, NAD or NADP as acceptor. Lineage: Eukaryota; Fungi; Basidiomycota; Agaricomycetes; Agaricales; Schizophyllaceae. The coding region runs from base 89 to 877 and encodes 262 amino acids. The transcript is spliced from 6 exons.
CCGACAGUGACAUCGGGAGGGUGCUUAAGCGCCAUCGCCAUCCCACGACAGGUAGGACGCAACUUGUGUUUCCCCUAUCGCCAUCGCUAUGUCUGUCUCUCUCGCUGCGAACAAGAUUGUGUGUAUCACGGGCGCGUCGCGCGGGAUAGGACGAGGGUGCGCCAUAGCCUUCGCCCAGCAUGGCGCGAAGGGCUUCAUCUUGCACUACCUUGGCGACAAGACAACAGAGGAAGAAGUUCAGAGCCUCAAGAAGGAGAUCGAAUCGUCAGAGGGCAAGCGAUGUGUGACGGUUCCAGGAGAUAUUUCCGACCCUGCGACGUCGGCGAAGGUCGUCGAAGAGGGCGUGAAGGCGUUUGGCCGGAUUGACGCGCUCGUCUCGAAUGCAGGCAUUUGCCCGUUCGCUGAGUUCCUGACUAUGCCCGUGGAGACGUACGCUCGGACGCGGGCGGUGAACCUGGAUGGAUCAUUCUUCAUCACACAAGCUGUUGCGAAGCAGAUGAAAGAGCAGGUGCCGCAGGGCGGCACCAUCGUGGGCAUCUCUUCAAUUUCAGCGUUUGUCGGUGGUGAAUAUCAAGUCCACUACACACCUACGAAAGCGGCGAUCCUCUCCUUGAUGCAUAGCUCCGCCGUCGCGCUAGGGAAGUACAACAUCAGGUGCAACGCCGUCCUGCCGGGUACCAUCAUGACGGACAUCAACAAGGAGGACCUUUCGGACAAGGCAAAGUACGAGGGCAUGGUGAAGCGUACUGCUUUGGGGCGAUUGGGAGCUCCGGACGACAUCGCAGGACCAGUGGUCUUCCUGUCAAGCGACCUUGCGAAGUAUAUCACAGGCGCGCCUUUGCUGGUGGACGGUGGGCUUCUGGUAAACCUGCAGUGAUGCCCUAUGGGGGGAAGGUUGAAUAUCUAUGUGUAAUGUAUGAAUCUAGGAGACUUCAGCGGUUUGUUG